Messenger RNA from Cajanus cajan (pigeon pea), 396 nucleotides. Lineage: Eukaryota; Viridiplantae; Streptophyta; Magnoliopsida; Fabales; Fabaceae. The record is from RefSeq and is a predicted model, not a curated record.
AUGGAGAGGAAGCAGCCUCUGGAUUUUUCUUCCUACUUUUAUUUUGAAGCCUCUGGUGACUCUGAACAAGAUGAUUGUGACCCUCCCACCAUGGGUGGCUACGCUUGUGACAUAUCCAUGGCAGUUGGUGGCUAUCAUGAUGAUAACGAUGAUGCUCUAUCAUGCAACUACGAUGGAUCCGCUGCUGAAUUGGAUCAGGAUGAGGGUCACUCUUAUUGCAAUGAAGAACAUGAUGAUGAUGAGAAGAGAAGUGAUAUCUAUGGAAUGUCGUAUUGUGAUGAUGAUGGGAUGCAAGAAGAACAGAUGAAGUCCUAUGUGUCUUUCGAUUCAAGGCAGGAGUUUGUGGAUGAGAUGGAAAAGAACAAGCUGUUCUGGGAAGUUUGUUUGGCAUCUUAA